This is a messenger RNA of Bacillus rossius redtenbacheri, 1789 nucleotides long. Its product is annotated as WASH complex subunit 1-like. Lineage: Eukaryota; Metazoa; Arthropoda; Insecta; Phasmatodea; Bacillidae. The record is from RefSeq and is a predicted model, not a curated record. Gene Ontology annotation, biological process: Arp2/3 complex-mediated actin nucleation; endocytic recycling; retrograde transport, endosome to Golgi. The transcript is spliced from 9 exons. Gene Ontology annotation, molecular function: alpha-tubulin binding; gamma-tubulin binding. The coding region runs from base 85 to 1554 and encodes 489 amino acids. Gene Ontology annotation, cellular component: WASH complex; recycling endosome; early endosome.
UAUGGCUGCAAGGAAGAUAUGGCCAAUAUUCAUUGUAAAGAAGAAGGAAACAAUUAUAAUUAAUAGUAGCAAAUAAAAAUAAACAUGGGGCUUGUAUUAUUUAAUGUUCCUAUCAUAAAUCGUGAUCAAAGACAAGAAGAAACUAUCGUAGAAAUAGCUAAUGCUUUGAAAUAUUUACAUAAAGUUGUAGAUAUCAUAUUUAGUAAUAUUGAGAGACAGGUUAACGAGAAUAAAAUAAAGUUGGAAAGCAUUCAACGUCGGGUGUUAGAAUCCGAGGUUAAAGUUAAGAGGCUUGCUGGCAGUAAUAAAGCCACAAAAGUGUUUUCAAGUGCCAAGCACCCUGUCACUGAUUUGUAUUGUGACUACAGCACACUAUUCUCACUGGACUCUGCAUUGGAUAGCCAAUGUGGAAAUAAGAAAAUUAAAAGUAAACAUUCACCAGUUGAGGCCAUGGUGUUAAAGGAGAAACUUCAGUUUUACCAUGUGAAAUCUGGAACUCAUCAGUCAGGUACAGAAGCGACACCCAAGGAAGGUUUUGGUAGCUUUCCUCAGGCCCUCAGUUCCAUUAGCUCUCUGCUUUUAUUCAACACUUCAGAAAAUCCGUACAAGCAUUAUGUAAUGCUGGAUCCCUUGGGAGCAAAAACCAAAACUCGACAGAGUUUAGAAGAUGAAGAGAGCCAGGACAUAGGUGCAGCACCUCUUUCUAUAUCACAGUGUGAACAUUUGGACCAACAGACUGGAGAGAACUACUUCUAUCUACCAGAUCUUGGAGAAGUUCCUCGGAUAGAUGUGCCCAUGGAUCUUCCAGAUCUGCCAGGCAUUGCAGAUGAUCUACGUUACAGUCUUGACUAUGGUCCAGUGAUAGCACCAUCAGUGUCUACUACACCAGCCAUUCCUGAACUACCCAGUGUUUUACCAGAGAGCCCACUGCUUUAUGUUGCUGAAAGAAGUGGCCCCACAACAUUCCAACCAGCACCACAGCCAUCAAAGUCACAUGUUCCUGCAGUAUCUCAACCUAUCCCACCGCAUCAACCACUGCUGCACCCCCCUCCCCCACCCCCACCACCACCCCCAAUAGAACCAUCUCUUCCACCACCUCCCCCACCACCCCCACCCCCACCCCCACUGCCCCCGCCACCCCCGCCACCCCCGCCACCCCCCACCACCCCCACCUUCACAGAUGCCGCCAAAUAUGGGAGGGUGCAGGGUCCUCUAAAAGAACAAACAGGAGAUGUUCGAGCCAAACUAAUGGAAGCUAUUCGUCGAGCUGGAGGCUCAAGCAAAGCCAGCCUUAGGUCAGCAAAAGACAUUAAAAUUGAAGCAAAGAAAAAGAAACAAGAAGAACUUGGAAGUGGAGUUAUUCCAGCGAGUAAUGACCUUAUGGCAGAUUUGCAUGCAAAACUUGCUUUAAGGAGAAAAGGUAUUUCUGGGCUGAACAAACCAGAAACAACUGUAGGUGGAGUAAUGGAGCGUGUGUCAGCGAUGAUUCCUCCUCCACCACUUCCAAACCAAGGCAUGUCUAGUGUUGAAGAGGAUGACGACUGGGAAGAAUAAAAGUAAAACAUGUUGAAAAUAAUUAAUUUUCUUUUCUUAUUAUAUUGCCAUUAUACAUGAAGGAAAUAUAUAUCUUUAUACUACUGUUACAACAUAUUUAUGGACUCUGAACUGUUUCAAUGUUAUGUUAUGAGUAUUUGUGUAUGUUUUUUUUGCAUUCAUACCUGUGACAAUACAUGUUAUUACUUAUUGUUAACUUUUAUUUGCUGAUGAAUUAAAAAUCAAGUGAAAUCUA